GCGGCAGGAGCGCUGAGCGCGGCAGUUUAUUACUGGUCAGCACUGGUUCAGAGGCGCAGCUUUCUGUGAUGCUGGCCCUGUCUUGUGCCCUUUCUCUGCACGGGCAGCAGCUCGCACCUUCUGACAUUGACAAGGCUACCAUGGGUGUGCUUUCCUUGGCAGACCCUGUGCGCAGGUAGAAGAAAUUGGAAGAAUGGACUGUGGAUAGGCCGAGUCCUUUCUUUUCCUUUGUUGUGGAGAUGUGGAACGAACAGGGCAAUGCAGAGGCUCAAUUGAGCUGCUUUUCAAUCUUCAGUGUGGCCCCCUUGCGGACGGACUGCUUUAGGAGGCCUUCAACAAUCAACAUCGGCAGUGUUGGAGGGAACAGAAACAGAAGUGUCACGUGAGACAAGGUCGUAAGACAAGGGCGUUGGUUGGCUGGUCGGGCCCCCUCUGUCGUUUGGAGAGCAGGAUGCCUGCUGCAAUUCCAGGCUCAUGCUAGUUGCAGCAUGGGCUGUGUAGGAUCCAAGGAGGCUUCGGAGAGCGGAGCAGGACAGAAGAAGGUGCAAAACCCUGCAGCGCAAUAUGGAGCCAAGACCGCGAACACAGCGGCGCAGCAGAAGAACAAGCAAGUUGAGCCUGUGGAUAGCCAGAAGAGUUAUAGGACGGACGACACGUCUGUUGGCAGUGGACUCGGGUCCGGUCAGAAGCCGCUUGAAAAGAACUUUGGGUUUAGCAAAAACAUCGCCCUGAAGUACGACAUUGAGGAGGAGAUUGGAAGGGGCCACUUUGGCCACACAUGUGCGGGCCGGGUGCGGAAAGGGGAUAAUAAGGGGCAGAGAGUGGCCAUCAAAAUCAUCCCAAAAGCAAAGAUGACAUCAGCGCUGGCUGUCCAGGACGUGAAGAGGGAGGUCAAGAUACUGCGGGGAUUGGAGGGCCAUGAGAACAUCGUGAAGUACUACGAUGCAUACGAAGACAACGUGAACGUGUACAUAGUCAUGGAGUUGUGCGAAGGCGGGGAGCUCUUGGACCGCAUUCUUGCGCGCGGCGGCCGUUUCAGCGAGAAGGACACACAGGAGGUGGUGCGACAGAUUCUUGGCGUCGUGGCCUGGUGCCACUUGCAAGGGGUGGUGCACAGAGACCUGAAACCGGAGAACUUCUUGUACUCGACCAAGGCCGACGAUGCACCACUGAAAGCGAUUGAUUUCGGGCUGUCAGACUUUGUGUUGCCAGACGCGAAGCUGGACGACAUAGUGGGAAGCGCCUACUACGUCGCGCCCGAGGUGCUCCACCGCUGCUACAGUUACGAGGCCGACGUCUGGAGCGUGGGCGUCAUCACGUACAUUCUUCUGUGCGGCAGCCGGCCGUUCUGGGCGCGCACCGAGUCGGGCAUCUUUCGCUCGGUCCUGCGAGCGGACCCCAACUUCGUAGACAUGCCCUGGCCCAGCAUCUCCACGCUCGGGAAGGACUUUGUGCGGCGGCUCAUGAGCAAGGACAUCCGGCGCCGGCUCACGGCCGCGCAGGCGCUGACGCAUCCCUGGUUGAAGUCUGACCGGUGCAGCCCGCCCAUGGACAUGGCCGUCGUGCGAUCAAUACGAAAGUAUUCCAAGCACGGCCCGCUCAAAAAAGCGGCUCUCAGGGCCGUCUCAGGGACGUUGCGGGACGAGGAACAGGCCCACGCGCGGGUACAGUUCGCCAUCUGUGACGCAGACGGCGAUGGGGCGGUCACUCUUGCGGACCUGAAAGCGUCUGUGGCGAAGUUCUCGACAGAAGCGAUGCGGGAGUCCAGGGGGAUGGACCACUUUCUGUCGAUGGACGCAGCGGCCGUUGGGCGCCUCGAUUUCGAGAAUUUCAGCGCGGCGAUCGCGAACGUGCACCAGCUGCAGCAGAGCGGCGACUGGGAGAACCGGAUUCGCGCGGCGUUCGAGUUCUUUGAGAAGGACGGCAACGAGUUUGUAGAAGCCGAGGACCUCGUCAAGGAGAUAGGCCAUCCUGAUCCGAUGCCCACCUCCACCAUUAUUGAAAACUUCACGCGAGAAGACGACGCGAAGCUAAAUUUUGCAGAAUUUGCAAAGCUAUUGCGGAGUGGCUCGAUGCGAAGAAGACCCCAGGUGAAAGCAACCCGAUAAGCAGCAGGAGUUUGAGGUGGUCAGCUUUGUAGUCCGCCGGUAGAGUAGAAUGACCCGCUCCAAUCCAGUAAUUUGAGAUUUACACGACGAAAUCUUAUACGGGCUAGGAGUAGCCAGUUUCUGGCACUCGGCGUCCCAUUAGUGAUUGUAGAUACUUGAGAGGCAGUCAAGGGCCAUUACAGGCCGUAGGCUCAUCCCACUGUUGUCGUCCAAGAUAUCCGAUCAUCAAGGGACAAACUUAGCAGGAUCGACUCCCUAAUAAAUGAUACUUUCGAUGUUGCAAUUGCAGUUUCGUAUUCUAACCCAGAUCCUGUGGCAUGAGAGAAAUUAAUGCUCGUACUGCCGGGAGCGUAGGCCCAGCUGCUAUUCCCACGUUAUGUAGUUGCAGCAUGGAUUUCAAAGUGACAUAAUUCGAUCCGAAGCUAGCAGUUAAUUUCAUUUUUAUACGUUGAAGAUCCUAACGUAGACGAUGAA
Messenger RNA from Klebsormidium nitens, 2582 nucleotides. The record is from the annotation of a GenBank genome assembly. Lineage: Eukaryota; Viridiplantae; Streptophyta; Klebsormidiophyceae; Klebsormidiales; Klebsormidiaceae.